Messenger RNA from Melanaphis sacchari, 792 nucleotides. RefSeq names its product piggyBac transposable element-derived protein 3-like. The transcript has a single exon. NCBI's taxonomy places the organism in Eukaryota, Metazoa, Arthropoda, Insecta, Hemiptera, Aphididae. The record is from RefSeq and is a predicted model, not a curated record. The coding region runs from base 1 to 792 and encodes 263 amino acids.
AUGAUUUAUUUAAAAAGUAGAAGCAUUGAAAGUCUAGGAACUGUUAGGAGAAAUAGACUUAAAAAUGUACCAUUUCCUUCAGAUACUGUUAUGAAAUCUAAGGAUAGGGGUACCAUGUAUGAGUGUACAGCUACUGUAAACGAAGAAAAAAUUACAGCAGUCUUAUGGAAAGAUAAUAAGUUGGUAAUCUUACUUUCAACAUUUGUAGGUAUGAACCCAGUUGAACAUGUGAAAAGGUUUUCUAAAAAAGAAAAAAAAACAAUAAUGGUUCCUUUUCCUUAUAUUGUUAGUAUUUACAACAAGCAUAUGGGUGGAGUUGACUUGCUGGAUGCCAAUAUUGGAAGGUAUAAAAUUUCAAUAAAAUCCAGAAAGUGGUAUAUGAGGUUGUUCUAUCAUUUAAUUGAUAUAACCGUUACAAAUUCUUGGAUAUUACAAAAACGUAUUUAUGAAAGUAAAGGACAAAAAUAUCAAUCUAGUUUGGCAGAUUUCCAUGAAGAAUUGGCUGUUUCAUUAUGUCAAAUGGGAGAAUUAGUGUCACCUAAAAGAGGUAGACCACUUAAAGAAGACAAAUUAGGCAAUAUAACAGAUAAAAAAAGGCAACGUAAUGUUAACACUACACCAAUAGAUGUAAGGUUUGAUGGUUUUCAGCAUAUGCCUGAGUGGUCUCAAAGCAGACAAAAAUGCAAAUACUUAGGUUGUAAAGGUAUUACAUACAUAAGCUGUGCUAAAUGCAGUAAGGCUUUGUGUUUUACUAGAAGUAGUAACUGUUUCAACAAAUAUCAUAUGAAAUAG